Metarhizium brunneum ARSEF 3297 is the source of this 609-nucleotide messenger RNA. RefSeq lists its product as uncharacterized. NCBI's taxonomy places the organism in Eukaryota, Fungi, Ascomycota, Sordariomycetes, Hypocreales, Clavicipitaceae. The record is from RefSeq and is a predicted model, not a curated record.
AUGACACAGCACACAUCUCAACAUAUAUCUCUCACCACAACCAUUGUGCUUAUCCUAGUCCUCUUACUCGCAUUCUUCCCGAACUUGUUCCACAGUAUCUGGACCCUUCCUUUUACCUUGAUCCCGUUCUUCCACUCCUCAUCCAAGGGAUAUACCGGAACCGGAACAAUGACGUGGUUCCAGAAGCAGUUCACUCUCCCCGCCAAGUCUCGCGGCUCAUACCUCAUCACCGACCAGGUCGUGUCUAAUCUUCCCGAGAUUCGGAACUACAAGGUUGGCUUGCUGAAUUUGUUUGUCCAGCAUACCAGCUGCGCGCUGAGCUUGAACGAGAACUGGGAUGAGGACGUGAGGGCAGAUAUGAGCGACGCGCUUGAUCGCAUUGCGCCGGCCGAGGGGCCAAAGGGCGAGGCCUUGUAUCGCCAUGAUGCCGAAGGUCCUGAUGACAUGCCUGCUCACAUCAAGUCGGCACUGAUCGGAGCUAGCGUGACCAUCCCGAUCAAAGAUGGAAAGCUUGCUACAGGCACCUGGCAAGGUAUCUGGUAUCUCGAGUUUCGGGCCAGCAAGCAUCAGCGUCGGAUUAUGGCUACCAUUCAGGGAGAAAGGGCAUAG